CUCCUCCUGGUAUUUUGGGGCGCGAGUUGUUUGGACCGUACCAAGUAUGUCGAAGAGAGGGGGUGUUGUGAAUUCUCCGCUGGUUUAUUUAGCGUUUGGACAGCUCCUAUGUGUGUGAGACCAUGCACCUGGGGUUCGAGGCCCCUCAACACCAUUAUUUUCGAGAUGCUCGCUCACACCCACCUUAAUUGUUAAGAAAGAAGCUAAAACAAUACAUUGAGACUAGAGCCGCGUAGGUAAAUCACUUGUAUUUUUCGGUGUUGAUACAAAUAGAUACGUCUUCGGCUGCAGCACGGACCGACAAGACGAGAGAAAACAGCAGCAUCCCGCCUGGAGUCGUUCUAUUGUUUCGGUUUCGGUCAAAUUUGGGGGUCUCCCAAUGAAGAUGUUUCAUGUGACCAAGUUGUUGUUGCCAGUCCUGUGUAGCAUCUUCAUCACCUGCAGAGCUGCGUCCUCAGUUUACCGAAAGUGUGAGGACAGUUUGGCCACACCUCUACCUUACAGCUCUUUCACCAGCUCAUCGGUUUAUGCUCGAGAUUAUGGGGCAGGUUAUGCCAAACUUAACCGUAAACAAGGUGCUGGUGGCUGGUCGCCUUCUGACUCGGACCGUUACCAGUGGUUACAGGUUGACUUGGGUGCCAGGAAGCAGCUUGUUGCCAUAGCAACCCAGGGUCGUUAUAGUAGCUCCGACUGGACCAGCAAGUAUCAACUACUUUAUAGUGACACACAGACAAACUGGAGACCUUAUCUUCAAGAUGGAAACAUCUGGACAUUUGAGGGGAAUGUGAACAGUGAAGGUGUGGUCCGUUAUCAACUGCAGCACGCCAUAUUGGCCCGUUAUGUCCGCUUUGUCCCAUUGGACAAGAGCAAAGCUGGACGCGUUGGAAUACGUCUCGAAGUGUAUGGCUGCUCAUACUGGGCUGAUGUGAUCGGAUUUGAUGGCCAUGGAAUCCUCUCCUACCGCUUCAGGAGUAAAAAGAUGAAAAUAGUGAAGGAUGUCAUUGCUCUUAAGUUUCGAACCACAGGUGGAGAUGGGGUACUGCUCCACGGGGAAGGACAGCAAGGGGACUAUGUUACUCUGGAGCUUCGGAGGGCGAGACUUCAGCUAAGCAUGAACCUCGGUAGUAACCAGUAUGGCUCUAUUCAGGGUCACACCUCUGUGACCAGUGGGAGCUUGCUUGAUGAUGACCACUGGCACUCAGUUAUUGUUGAGCGUUAUCGAAGGAAUGUCAACUUCACACUUGAUCAUCAUGUUCGUCACUUCAGGACCAAUGGAGAGUUUGCUCACCUAGAUCUUGAUUAUGAGAUUAGCUUUGGGGGGCUUCCUCUUGCAGCAAAGUCAAGCUUUGGAGGCCGAGGAAACUUUGUAGGCUGUAUGGAGGGGAUCACCUACAAUGGCGACAACAUCACACACUUGGUUCGCCGGGGGAAAGUGGACACAUCGAGCUUUCGCAAUUUAACAUUCUCCUGUGCUGAAUCCAACACCUUCCCUGUCUUCUUCAACUCCACAUCCUUCCUGCGCCUGCCUGGUCAGACAGACAGUGACACCCUGUCUGUCAGUCUGUCUUUCAGGACAUGGAACCCAAAUGGACUGCUGAUGUUCACAGCACUGGCUGACGGCUGGGUGGAGGUGGGACUGACAGAGGGCAAGAUUACUGUCUAUAUGAAUGUGACACUAAAGAAGAACACACAUAUUGAUAUUUCAUCAGGCUCCGGCUUGAAUGAUGGCCAGUGGCACAGCGUGCAUUUGAAUGCUCUGGAGAACUAUGCAAUGCUAACAAUAGAUGGAGACGAGGCGUCCACAGUCAGAACAGCUAUUCCAGUUCAGAUCAUGACGGGAGGAACAUACUACUUUGGUGGUUACUUCCAACAUUUAACCACUCACAACACACUUCAGCGCCCCUUCCAGGGCUGCAUGCAAUUGAUCCACAUAGAUGAUCAUCUAGUUGACCUCAAGGCUGUGGAACAAGGUCUCAUUGGAACCUUUGAAAAUGUCAGUCUGGACAUGUGUGCUAUCAUUGACAGGUGUGUUCCCAACCACUGUGAGCACGGUUCCCAUUGUUCUCAGACAUGGGAUACAUUUAGCUGUAACUGUAGUGGCACAGGAUACGACGGAGCUACCUGUCAUACUUCAAUGUUUCAGCAGUCCUGUGAGGACUAUAAGCACCAGGGUAAAAGCUCUGGGACUUAUUGGAUUGACCCUGAUGGCAGUGGGGCUAUAGAGCCUUUUAGAGUUAUGUGUGACAUGACAGAAGAAAAAGUUUGGACGACAGUGAAGAACAAUCUUUCACCGCAGACAUCAAUCAUGACUGCUAAUCCAGACGAAAAGGCAGUGUUGCAUCUUUCUUACAAUGUAACAGAUGAGCAGUUGCAAUCAAUCACUAGCAGUGCAGAAAAGUGUGAACAAUAUCUAGCCUAUGCCUGCCGAAUGUCUCGUCUACUCAACACUCCAGACAGUGAACCGUUUACCUGGUGGGUUGGACGGGCCAAUGAGAAACAUUCCUAUUGGGGAGGUUCAGGUCCAGGGAUACAGAAGUGCGCAUGUGGAAUUGAACACAACUGUACUAAUCCCAAACACGAUUGCAACUGUGACGCGGAUCAUCGCUCCUGGAGAGAGGAUGCAGGCCUGCUGGUGUAUAAGGACCAUUUGCCAGUCCGGGAGGUUGUGGUUGGAGAUACAGGCAGAGCUGGAUCUGAGGCCAAAUUGACAGUGGGGCCGCUCAGAUGUCAGGGGGACCGAAAAUACUGGAAUGCCGCAUCCUUCACCAGUCCAGCAUCCUCCCUUCAUUUCUCCUCCUUCAGAGGAGAAACCAGUACUGAUAUCUCCUUCUACUUUAAGACCUCCUCCAGUCAUGGAGUGUUUCUGCAAUAUUCAGGAACAUCUGACUUCCUUCACAUUGAACUAAAAGACGGCUCCUCUGUGUCUUUCUCCUUUGACGUGGGAAGUGAGAAAAUGGAGCUUAUUGUGCGCUCUCCGGUGCCCUUAAAUGAUGACCAGUGGCAUCGUGUGGAGGCUGAGAAGAACGUCAAGGAGGCUGUUCUGCAGCUUGAUGGAGACCACCGAGAUUUCAGGCUCACACCUCCGCAGGGACAUACGAAACUGGAGUUCUACAGCGACCUAUACCUUGGUGCUUCCGGAGGUCAGAGGGGUUUUCUGGGCUGCAUGCGGGCUCUGAAGAUAAAUGGAUUUACUUUUGACCUGGAGGAAAAGGCCAAGGUGACACCGGGGCUAAAUCCAGGUUGCCAGGGUCACUGCAACAGCUUUGGGAUGCACUGCAAGAACGGAGGGAAGUGUGUGGAGCAGUACAACAGAUACUCUUGUGACUGUUCGCUCACUGCAUUUGAUGGACCCUUCUGCACUGAAGAUGUGGGUGCCUACUUUGAAACGGGAACCCUUGUACGCUAUGACUUCUUGCCGGAGGCAGCUCCCUCUGUGGUUCAGGAGGGGAAAAGCUUCGCAGGCUUUGCCGUUCCUAUUGAGGCCAACUUGACACAUGAGGAGCUAAUUUUCAGCUUCAGUACUUCCAGCGCUCCAAGCAUCCUGGUCUAUAUCAGCUCCAGGACUCAGGACUACCUGGCUGUGGUGCUUAGGCAUAACGGCACGCUCCAGAUCCGUUACAGACUGGGAGGACUACCAGAACCUUUCACUAUAGAUAUUGACCAUCGUAACAUGGCCAACGGACAGCCUCACACUGUUAACAUAACCCGACACUCACGGAAGAUACGAUUACAGCUGGACCACUACCCAGUAUCCACUUACAUAUUGCCUGAGGCAUCAGAUACAGAAUUCAACUUGAUCAAAAGUCUGUUUCUGGGAAAAGUUUUUGAAACAGGACAAAUUGAUCCCAUCUUGAUUGAGCGCUACAACACGCCAGGAUUCGUGGGAUGCCUGUCAAGAGUUCAGCUGAACAGCUUGGCACCACUCAAAGCUGCCCUGCGCUCUAGCCAGUCUGCUCCCGUCAGCACCCAUGGGAUUCUGGUCCCGUCCAAUUGCGGAGCCUCCCCUCUGACCAUCUCCCCCCUGGCGGCAAACGACCCCUGGCACCUAGAAACCGCUGGAGCUGUUUUCCCUUUCAGUGAGGAAUCGGCCAGCAGUAAGGGCGUCAAUCGCAACUCUGCUUUCAUUGGAGGCAUCAUCGCCGUGGUCAUCUUCACAGUUUUGUGCAUCAUGGUGUUCGUCAUCCGCCACAUGUUCCGACACAAAGGCUCUUACCACACCAAUGAAGCCAAGGGUGCCGAGUCGGCAGACUGCGCCGAUGCGGCCAUCAUCGUCAAUGACCCCGCCUUCACUGAAACCAUCGAAGAGAGCAAAAAGGAGUGGUUUAUCUAAACUCUCCGUCAAACUUAAUGGACUCAAGGCUGUAGGUAGUUUUUAAGCAUAGUGAGAAAUAGUGGAACCUGGAGGACUUGUUUGAGGGCGUUUGUAUGAAAAGUUUAUGGACAUCAGCACAUCCUGUACACAUCACAAUGAAGGGGGGGAGGGGGUGCAAAGCCUUGGUCAAACACGUGUGUAAUUAGGAGGCAGUUCAUUUACUGUACUAAAUGCCAUGGCUGGACGUAAGAAUGAUGAGAUUUUUAUGGUUAAUAUCUUUAUUUAUUCAUAUUUAAGUUAUAUUUCAUAUUGUACUUUAUUCAGUGGUUUUCUUGAAAUAAGAGCAGUUAGGGAAAGUUGACAGCGGUAUCAAAAAUCAUGUACUGUAAGCUGCUGCUUUGUGCCAACUAAUAGUAUAGUAACACUGCACAUUCAUAGCAUUUUUUAAUUUGUCGUAUUCAUGCUUCUUUUAUAUUUAAGAGAGAUACCUUAGCACGCAUGUAUAAAGGAAAUGUGUCUCUUAUAUGAAUAAACUGCACUGAUUUUAUUUACCUUACUUUUAUGGCUGCAGAAAUCAGGUGCAGAUAUCACUCGAAUCCAACUCCUCACUUUUAGACUAAGCUCACAUUUAGUUCAGUUAGAAUGAAAACCAAAUUUGAAUGUUUUAAGGACAAAAAGUCAUUUAAUUGGUGUAGAACUCAUACACAGUGAUUAACAACUUGUCGUCAGCACUGAAUGGGGCCCUUUGUUGAAAUCUGUUUACUUUUGUGAAGGCUGGCAUUUCUGGUUGAGAAUGUUGCUUCAAUACAAAUGAUGGCUUACAUCCUGACAUUUGAUUGUAUCCCAUUUGUUUGCAUUACAAUGUAAUGGCAUGACAUUUUCUUCAUGUUCUAUGUGUAAAGCUUUGCCUGAUUGUUUCAUAGCAUAUUCUCUAUUGCCUCAGUGCAUUCUUUCAAAAUGCAUAUGGACACUGAAACAUUGAAACUUAUUUUGAGUUUAUGCAAUCUCGAAGAUGGGACGCUGGUUACAUUAGGGAACAGACACUGCAGGUUUUUUUGUUUUUUGUUUUUUUAGGUAAAUGGGCAUUUUUUGUUUAAAAUAUAUAAAUGAGCAAGGCCACUGUUCAAGUACAUGUAUUAAUUUCAUUUCAUUCCAGUAAGGAAAAGUCAUAGACUUCAUAACAUAUUGAUGGGACAUGGGGCGGGGGGCCGAUUCAUAGGGGGCCUAUCUCCGUCAAGGCUGACUGAGUGGAAACACAAAGAGCUUUUUACGUUGAAAAUUCUUGUAAAUAAAUACGUAAAUCCCUGAAUUCUUUUUAGAUUUGGACGUAAAACUGUCUCGAUUCUUGGUUAAAAGCAAAAAAAAAACCAGGCAGUUUGCAUUUAUUUUACGUAAAUACGUCGAAUGUACUGCUUGUCUUUAAGCCAUUGUGGCGCAGCCUUAUCACCACAAAGAGCUUAUGACGUUGAAAAUUCUUGUGAAUAAAUGCGUAAAUCCCUGAAUUCUUUAUAGCUAUGGACGUAAAACAUUCUGGAUUCAUGCUUAAAAGCAAAAAAAAAAAAAAAAAACGGGCAUUUAGCAUUUAUUUUACGUAAGUAUGUCGAAUGUGCUGCUAGUCUAAUCGCCUAAUCACUACAAAGAGCUUUUUACGUUGAAAAUUCU
Messenger RNA from Corythoichthys intestinalis (scribbled pipefish), 5974 nucleotides. It is a transcript of the gene cntnap2b, whose product is annotated as contactin associated protein 2b. The coding region runs from base 380 to 4330 and encodes 1316 amino acids. NCBI's taxonomy places the organism in Eukaryota, Metazoa, Chordata, Actinopteri, Syngnathiformes, Syngnathidae. The record is from RefSeq and is a predicted model, not a curated record. The transcript is spliced from 25 exons.